Molecule: messenger RNA, 2487 nt
Organism: Aspergillus alliaceus
Lineage: Eukaryota; Fungi; Ascomycota; Eurotiomycetes; Eurotiales; Aspergillaceae
Exons: 1
Coding region: 56-2251 (731 amino acids)
Molecular function (GO): protein binding
Source: RefSeq, a predicted model, not a curated record
UCUCUUUGACCUGACCUUUGGGAGGUCUUUGAUUGUGCCGAAUUUUAAUAUCCUGAUGCGGGGACUCGUACUUGCAAGUGAGAGAUUUAGCUCUCACUUGGUGGUUCCCUCAUGUGGUCGCAAUCGGUCCACCCAAUUCGCUCUUUGCCUGGGGCCCACUCGACUGAUGCCCACCCGUGAUUCCACUCAGUGGAGGUCCAACUCCCAUACUCCCAAUCCCUCGUGGAAUGCGAAUGAAGCUCGCAGAUUUACAAAUCCUCGAUUGAGCACGACCAGUAUCCUUGAGGGUAGUAGCCAUUAUGACCGUGUUCAUCAAAUCGCCGACUCGGUACAAAGCAUCGACGAGGAGGAUCUGAGUGUACGGAAAGCGGCAUUCUAUGCAAUCAUCCAAGAUGGUCAACCGGACCAAGUCAUGGACGCUUUGCUUGACCCUCGCUUCGAAGAGCUGGUUGGAUCGAUGCCUCAGAGUGUGUUCGUGGAAGUCUUUGACUUAUUAUCUCCAGCUUACUUUGUGAUCCCCUAUCGCGAUAUCCACCGGCCGAUCCAUCCAAGUGCCGCGAAACUCAAACGAUAUGAAUCGCUGGAUUCAAUCUUCGAUGAGUUCGCUAAUAAUUUGGCUACGGUAGUCCAGAUUCGACGGUCGGCUGGUUGCGCCCUCGGUCUGGCUGAGUACACCCACCUUCUUGAUUGUGCACGGUCCAUUGGAGACGCUCUAAUGGCCGACUACAUAUGGCAUAGUAUGACAGAAGACGAGGUCGUUCCGGACGUUACAUGCUACAAUUACUACAUGGAGGCUAAAGUUUGGGACAAAGCUUACACCGGCCGAGAGAAGUAUCACCUGAGAAUGACGCCUUUUGCUUAUCGGCACAGAAGGUUCUUCCACCCAAAUGUCGGCUGGCAAGGCCAUCGUACUGCUAAACAGAGUGUACGAAAAGAAGUGCUGCAAAUAUUCAAUGAAAUGACCGAACUGGGGUACCAGAGCGAUGAGACUACUUUUAUCAACGUGAUGCUGGCGUCCAGCCGUGUGGGCCAUGUUCAGGGAGUGAAGAACAUCCUCAAGGUUGCUUGGAACGUCGAUAUUGAUGCGCUGUCGACAGAAGAUCCGUCUAGUUUACCUCCAGCCACUAGCUACGAUCGAUCAUCUCCUUUAUACCCUUCAAGUCGUCUCCUAUUUGCAAUCGCUCAUGCUUUCGGCACGAAUAAUGACAUUUCUGCUGCACUUCGGGCAAUUGAGUUCAUCUCAAGCUCGUAUGAUAUUCCUGUACCGGAGAAAGUCUGGCUUGAACUUCUUGAACGAUCGUUUGUCUUAUCACGGCCCAGGUUCGGCCCUGACGCACAGCGGAAUGCGAAAGGCAAAGUCUCUCGCGAGUUUGUCAAGGGUGUGUUCGAAAUAAUGACGUCGAGCACCUUCAAUGUACGUCCCACAGUCGAAGUGCAUCGUGUUCUUGCCAAGACAGCAUGGGAUCAAGCCAGGUUGUCGGAAUUCCAACGCCAUAUGUGUGCUGCUUAUGAACUUUUGCGAGAGACUCGGAAGAAACGGAGAACUGCAAGAAUGAUCAUUGAAUCUUACCUAGGAGGUUCUUCCCGGCGUAGAUCGCGGAUCGAUACAACGGCAAUUAAGUCACAGGCGUUCGCCCAGGCAGUACAUACAUAUGAUGUUCUUCGAUUGCGCGUCGCCCAGCAAACUAUCACCAUGGAAGGCCUCGCGAGGCUCCUCGUGAUGCACAAGCGGUGGACCGGUCGUGAUAAUCCGGUGUGGGAACGCUGUCUCUUUCCUCAAGUGCUUGAAGAAUGGCAGGAUUUCCUCCCACAAUGCUUCGGGUACAGCACUAAGAGUGGCGGAGUCGAGUUCCUAGGCGAGACGCACUGGGGUCAGCCAAGCUUGACGCUUCACAAUAGGGUACAGGUCCGUCGGCCUACCGCGGUGAACGGUGUUGAGCUGGACGAGGAAGCCACGCAGAUUGAGGAUGAUUUCAUCUGGGCGCGAUACCUACGCUGCAAUCCUGAUCUCGACCUAGAAUUUGCGCCGUUAAAACGUCUAUUCUCCGGUGUAAGGGGAAGAGCUACUCGCAGAUAUUAUACCGUCAAUAAGGAGCAUAUUACUCAGGCGGAAAAGCUAGGCUGUGAGGCGGGGGAACUUCCUAAUCUCCCAGAAGGAGAAUAUGCAGGAACGCCAUCGGAUUCACAAAAGCAGAAGGAUGGAGAAACACCCGGUGUUAUACCCGGAAACUUCGGCCUGGUUUUCUCAUAAGUCUCAUUUCCACCUCAUUUCCUAGACUAUAUUUCUUCUCUUUCCGUUUUUAUGUUUGACCCCCCUUUCCUUUUCACUUCUCUUCGGUUCCACCUAUGCCCUGAAUGACCCACACAAUGAACUGCUUAACUCAAUCAGUUAUGAAUUUUCUGGUACGUAAGUAUGUUGUUGCAUCGGCCGCAUACAUACCCUGUCCAUAGCAUCUAAUAGCAAUGAAAACAAUCUUUUUUGACAAG